GUCAAUAAAAAUGAUAAUAAUGAAAGCGUUUGUUUUUAUCGCAUUUCUUUCUUCGUCCAAUUCAAAAAGCAACUUUAUGCCCAAUUUACCUUUGGGAGAAUAUCGAAUCGUAUUUGAAAAAAUGUAUUCUUGUGAGUCAAUGAAUAUCUUUCAAUAUUAUUUUUAUUUUAGUAAAACAACAUUAACUAAAACUGAGUUGAAAGGAAAUUAUACAUUCCUAAUACCUUUUGAUGAUUCCUUUACAUUUGAUUUAAACGUUGCGUCUUGGGGUUCAACUGGUGGUUGGAAACCAAACUCAAUGGUUUACAUAGCAAAGAAUGGAUGUAGUACUUUUAAAAAGGUCAUGGGGAACGUAUGGUAUACAGUAGUAAAAGCAUUUAACAUUACCAGUUACGACUGUCCAAUACAAGCGGGAACACACAUGACAAAUGGAAUUGACUUGAAGGAAUUAGAUAAUUUCAACAUGCCCAAGGUGUAUUUUUAUGGGAAAUAUAAAGUUACGUUUAAGAUAAGAAAUGAAGAAAAAAAUGUUUUUGGUUGCAUCGUUUUGGAGAUAACACUUAUUCGACCUUGGGAAAAACCAUUUUAAUUUAAUCAAAAAUAAAUUAUCAUAAUAUAAUAUUUUUUUAGUAUCUUUAUUUUUAUAAUUAUUAUUCGGUAUCAUACAUUAAUUAUUAUUCACUUUAUCUAGUUAUAUAAUAUUACAAUUUAAAUAGAGUUUUAAACAUAAAUUAUUUUAAUAUGUUCAACAUUAUUCGCUUCAAAAUUGUUAUGUUAUAUUAAAUCUGUGUUACAUACUCAUUUGCUUUUGAUGAUACUCUAAGAGUACCUAAGUAUAAUUUGAAAAUUAAUAAUGUCAUAAUAUUAACAAUCUUACCUAGGUAUUUAGUUAGUACAUAGUUUAAGUUUAAGAGCAAAAUGUAUUUCUCCUAAAUGAAUAAAUUAUUAUAGAAUUCUUAAGUAAAAAUUAUCGCUUAAAAUUUCAAGUAUUUACAGUGAUUAUUUUUUGAAUUACAACCAUAUAAAAAAUCUAUUUAGUCGAAAACUGGUUUUACGUAAAAAUUCCCGUUUUUCCGUCACUUUUUUUUGACUUUUCUCGAUUU
Aphis gossypii (cotton aphid) is the source of this 1103-nucleotide messenger RNA. RefSeq lists its product as uncharacterized. The record is from RefSeq and is a predicted model, not a curated record. Lineage: Eukaryota; Metazoa; Arthropoda; Insecta; Hemiptera; Aphididae. The transcript is spliced from 4 exons. The coding region runs from base 11 to 589 and encodes 192 amino acids.